This is a messenger RNA of Saprolegnia parasitica CBS 223.65, 1677 nucleotides long. RefSeq lists its product as hypothetical. Bases 55 to 1578 code for a protein of 507 amino acids. The transcript has 4 exons. Lineage: Eukaryota; Oomycota; Saprolegniomycetes; Saprolegniales; Saprolegniaceae. The record is from RefSeq and is a predicted model, not a curated record.
CGUUUUAGGACCAAGCCACGGAAUAUCGUUUUUUCGCCGCCGACGACACGAAGGAUGGAGACACGGCGCCGCGCCCUCGCGGUCGUGGCGAUGGCCUUGGUCGCGCUGUCGACCAGCGUCCAUGGCCUUGGCUCUGCUGAUGGCUCUAGCAGCAGCAUCUUGGACAUCACGCCGCCGCCCGCGCAGCCGAUCGGAACGCACGUCGUGCCGCCGAGCAACCACACAGCCGUCGACGACGUCGCCUUGCCGAGCCCCAACACAACCGAGGCGCACGCGGAGAAGGCUGGCAUGGGCGACGAGCCACCGGCACCAGUGGUCGUGGAUGUGGCUUCCGACGGGCCGACGACGUUACCUGGCAAUGCGGAGCGACAAAAGCCCGUGGUCCCGGGCGAAGUCGAUAGCACCCACACGAGUCCGACCGAGUCCACAGCGGUCCCAACGCCGAUUCCAUCUACCUCAAAAAACGCACUGGAGCAUUCCAAGAACACGGAGCCUGCCAUUCUGUCUUCCUCGUGGAGUGAAGAGAGCGCUGAGAUUACGGGCGACGGGACGGCAAGCUCCGAAACAACCGCACCGUCUGCUACGUCCAGCACGACCAACGUACCUCUCCAAACAGCAACGUCUGCGCCAACGACGACGCCCGCGCCUACGACCCCGAAGGAAACAACGCUUGCACCUACUACCGACGCUCCAACGACACUUGCGCCUACGACAGAGGCUCCAACGACAGAAGCGCCGACAACACCCGCGCCUACGACGACGCAAAUGGUAACAACCAAUGCACCCACGACGGCGUCCAAGGCAACGAGUCGUCCGGCCCUGCGGACUGCGGCGCCUGUGGACGGCGGCGACGGUCUCGAGGAAGGCGACACGACCAAGCCCGCGGGGGUGCUCGAAGGCGAUGAGAACACCGUCGUCGUCAACAACGAUGCGCGCCCGAGCAGCAACAAGAACCGCGCGACCAAGCCGACGAUGAUGUACGCGACCAUCGGCUUUUUCGGCUUUGGCGUGCUCUGCGUCUUUUUGAUUCUGCGCCGGCGCCGGUCUCCGACCUCGUCAUCGCCCCGCCACCACCGGCCGGCAGCGCCUACCGCAGGCACGUACGCCAAGCUGGCCAACCCGCACGACCCGUAUGACGACGUCGAUGACAUGGACUGGGACGAGGAGACGUGGGACGAUGACGCGGCGACGUCGACGCCCCGACGCCGGUUGUCGCCGGACGCCCACAACCCGUUCUCGCGCGGCCGACCGGACCCGAGCCCGCCCAUGACGCCGCGCUCGGCGCCAGUCAUGGAGACGACCAUGAGUGCGCCUGUGAUUCCUGUGCUCCCACCGCCCGCGCCGACGCUCGCCCAGCCCAUUAACCCGUUCGCAGUGAACCACGACGUCUUUAGCGAGUUUGGUAUGGUGCCCCAAGUGACCACGGCGACCAAGACGCCACCGACGUCGUCGUCGCCGCCAAAGUCGCAGAGCUCGCCACCCAAGCCGACGACAACACCCGCGACUAACUUAUUUGCGAUGGAGAUGGACGACCAUGCCGAUGCGUCGGGCUGGGACGACGACGAGUGGGCCACCUAAACCAUCAUACAGUUGCAUCGCGAGCCAAGUUAUCCCCAGACCCUUUCGAUCCGGUCGCAUGCUAACGAAUAAGCAAAGUAGAUUGUGUAGCAACUUGCC